AAAUAUGUGGUGCAUGGAGGCCUUAUCUUGGUGAACCUCGGAAAAACAAACUACAUAUAUCUCUUUCUGAGUGUACUUUAUCUCAGUGCAGAAAAAGAUCAAGAAAAAAAAUGGUGAGUGAACUCAUUGAUGAGACUGAGAUUCAGGCGCCGGCGGCCAAAGUUUGGGAGCUUUAUGGCACCGUUGAGUUUGGAAACUUCCUUCUACGUCACGUCCCAAAUGUCGUUCAGAAAAUCGAGUUCCUCGAAGGCAAUGGCGGCGAAGGAACUCUUCUCUAUGUCACUUUUGCACCUGGCUUAGGUGGUAUGAGAUACAAAGAGAGGUUUGCAAAGGUGGAUAAUGAGAAUCGUAUAAAAAUAGCAGAAAUGGUGGAAGGAGGUUAUUUAGAUCUUGGCUUUACUCUUUAUAGGUUUCGUUUUGAGAUUAUUGAGAAAAAUGAAGAGAGUUGCAUAGUAAAAUCAAGUAUCCAAUAUGAGUUAAAGGAAGAAGCUGCUUCAAAUGCUUCACUUGCAACUGUUGAACCUUUGAAAGAGGUUGCUCAAGCUGCCAAACACUACUUCCUCAAUAAGUCAACAGCUUAAAAGAUGAUGCAUAAUCCAAUAAUGUGAUAACCAUCCAUGUGUUUUGAAUGGACUUUUUUAAGCAUUUGUGUUUAGAAAUAAGUUUAGUGGUUGUUUGUGAUGUUUAGCAACCACUUAGGACGUUUUAUGUAAUGGGUUUGAGGAAAAAGGUGACUCUUUUUCUUUAUGAAUGACAAUGGCCCAUUUAGUGGGUUGGGAUCUUACACUUGUUGCUUUAAUUUGCCUUUCUUAAAUAUCUAUUAGUGAGAUAA
Molecule: messenger RNA, 832 nt
Organism: Cucumis sativus (cucumber)
Lineage: Eukaryota; Viridiplantae; Streptophyta; Magnoliopsida; Cucurbitales; Cucurbitaceae
Product: S-norcoclaurine synthase 1
Exons: 2
Coding region: 111-581 (156 amino acids)
Biological process (GO): defense response; abscisic acid-activated signaling pathway
Cellular component (GO): nucleus; cytoplasm
Molecular function (GO): signaling receptor activity; protein phosphatase inhibitor activity; abscisic acid binding
Source: RefSeq, a predicted model, not a curated record